Molecule: messenger RNA, 1445 nt
Organism: Mucor mucedo
Lineage: Eukaryota; Fungi; Mucoromycota; Mucoromycetes; Mucorales; Mucoraceae
Exons: 8
Coding region: 259-1311 (350 amino acids)
Biological process (GO): positive regulation of translation
Cellular component (GO): cytoplasmic stress granule; cytosol
Molecular function (GO): mRNA 3'-UTR binding
Source: RefSeq, a predicted model, not a curated record
AAAAAAAAAAAAAAAAGCACCCAAUCAAAUGAAUCGGAUCCAGUAAAAAUAGAGAGAGAGAGAGUGUGUGUGUGUGUGUGUGUGAGUGAGUGAGUGAGAGUAACUCCUGCAUGUUUUUAUGAAUGUAAAAAAGAUAAUUUAUCACGUAUUUGUUACUCAAAAUAAGGACGGUUUUUGGCCCUUUUUGUUUAUUUCCCUCUCUCUCUCUCUCUCUUUCUCUUUUUUUUUCACCCCUUUAAAAAGAAAAAAAAAAAAAAGAUGACUGUUUCCAUUCCAGAGACAAGUGAGGUUAUCAUCACCACUACCACAGGCAGUACUACUACUAUAGGAGGAGGAGAAAAGAAGAGGAUGAGCUAUAAUAACAAAUACAGAAGAGGAGGAGGAGGAGGAGGGGGUCCUAGAUAUGGACAGCAACAUCAACAUCAACAUCAACAACAUCAACAACAACAGCAACAUCAACAACAACAACAAGCUUAUUCAAUGCCAUAUAUUUAUUAUCCAGCACCCGUCUACUAUCCUACUACCACGCGCGAUGAUGAUGAUCUCGAAAUCAUUAUGCAUGAAGAGAAUACAAGUUCCGCAGACUUGACUAGAAGGUCCGAUCAAAGUAAAACUGCGGAUUUAAAGGAGCAAUUAGAGUAUUAUUUCUCAAGACAGAACUUGGUCAAUGAUACCUACCUGGUGUCUCAGAUGGAUCCUGAUCUAUACGUUCCAAUCUCAAUCAUAGCAAACUUUAGACGUGUGCGUGAAUGGACAACGGAUAUCAACAUGAUUGUAAAUACCUUGCGAAGUUCACACACAGUUACCGUCAAUGAAUCAGGCACUCGAGUUAAACCCAAUAUUUCCGUUCAACGAAAGACCGUCAUCCUGAGAGAUGUGCCUGACUGUACUCGACAGGAAAUCGAUGAUCUCUUGAAAGAACUGGACGCACCUCCCGUUCAAUCCAUCAAACAAGACAUUGGAAACAUGUGGUAUUUUACAUUCGAGUCAGAGGAUGAUGCCUUGAAACUCCUAACAUCCGUAAGAGGAAGAUCCUUCAAGGACCAAUUAAUCGCUGCAAGAAUGAAAUCAGAGCCCGUACUUCGCGUAAAUCAACGUACAACCGCUGCUUCUCCUACUAUGGUUGUUGCUUCUCUGCUGCCGCUGUUGCUGCUGCGACUGCUUCUUCUUCUUCAGUUAGUACAGAGGAAACUGUUCCGGCCAUGUAUCCAUACACAGGCUAUGGAUAUCAGCAAUAUCAACCUCCUCCCACCAACAUCACCAUGUAUGGCCGACGAAAUAACAAUUAUCGACCUUAUAACAAUCAUGUGAAUUAUUAUAAUCAGCACUAUCAUCAUCAUCCAAAUAAUCCUACAUCACCAAAAUACGACAAUCAGAAGACUCAAGUAGGUGGUCGAUCCUCACCACGUGUUGGCGGAAGCAAUAGUAAUAAUAACAAUUAUAAU